Molecule: messenger RNA, 1485 nt
Organism: Galendromus occidentalis (western predatory mite)
Lineage: Eukaryota; Metazoa; Arthropoda; Arachnida; Mesostigmata; Phytoseiidae
Product: diuretic hormone receptor-like
Exons: 10
Coding region: 1-1485 (494 amino acids)
Biological process (GO): adenylate cyclase-modulating G protein-coupled receptor signaling pathway; cell surface receptor signaling pathway
Cellular component (GO): plasma membrane
Molecular function (GO): G protein-coupled peptide receptor activity; peptide hormone binding
Source: RefSeq, a predicted model, not a curated record
AUGGACAACUCCACAGUGCCGUCGGAGGCGGGACCUCUGGUGUCGAAAGCCUCGUCGAAUGCGACGCGAGCCUCGGCGAGUCUCGCAACACAUGCCCGCCUCAUAUUGGACGAAUUGUUCAUUCCCUUGAAUGAGGACCAAUGUCAUCGGCAUAUCCAGAUGGACCCCAGGACUGACGUCGAGACGCACUGCCCCGUCACGUGGGAUGGAGUUUUUUGCUGGAAUUCGAUACCGUCGAGUUCGGUCGCUGCCCGGUCAUGUAGGAGUCUUUUCGAAAAUGAAGUAGGUUACAGGCCGCCGGAAACACACGUGGACAAUUUAUGGCAAGAUCGCUAUGCGAUUCGCGUAUGUGCACCGAACGGACAAUGGGACUCGCAGACGAACUAUAACGCAUGUUUGGAGCAGAUCCCCAAUCAAGAAGCAUCAUACAGUGUUGUACCGCUGGCGGUAACGUAUCUCAUCUUGAUUUUCUCGUUCAUCUCGUUAAUCUUCCUCCUGGCAUCCGCGUUCAUCUUCAUCUACUUCAGAACAUUGAAAUGCAGCCGGACGAAAGUUCAUGUGAACUUGGUGACGUCCCUGAUCAUUCACUCGGUGAUGCUGAUUGCCAUUUCGGGACCUCUGAUCUUCGACCAAACGUGGGGUCAAGAUGACACCGAGCACAAGCACUUCAUCAAGAAGAAUCCCAUCCUAUGCAAAGCGAUACUGUGUCUUCAAAUGUAUUCUUCAAUGUCGUCCAUAAACUGGAUGUUCGUCGAGGGCCUCCUCCUUCACUCAAAAAUCACAACGUCAAUUUUUAGGAAGAGCGCUCCCUUCAAACUUUACUACAGCCUUGGCUGGGGUCUGCCACUGCUUUUCAUAAUCCCGUGGGCGGCUGAAAUGGAAGCAACAAAUCCUCCGGGGAGUUGUUGGGAAGGUUACGUGCAAUCCGACUGGACGUGGCUCCUUAUUGCACCUCGGCUUACAGCUGUGCUCGUCAACUUCUGUUUCCUGGUUAACAUAGUACGCAUUCUCGUAUCGCGAGUGAAGUCCGCGGAGAAUACGCAAUUCAGAAAAGGUAUGAAGGCAACAUUGUUAUUGUUCCCAUUGCUGGGGAUCACCCACCUAUUCUUCUGUUUCAACCCUCAAGACUCGGACAGGAAAUUGAAAGACGUGUAUAUGAUAACGAACGCUAUCCUCAUGUCUUCCCAGGGGAUAUUCGUCUCAACCAUAUAUUGCUUCAUGAACUCCGAUGUGCAGACCUCGCUUCGCAAUGCUUACUUGAGAGCAACAAUCAGAAGAAAUCCGAAUCGCCGCAGAAAAACCCAUUGUGAGAGUUCGAUGCUUUUCGGUAGUCAAAUUGGAGCCGCGGAGGACCGGAAGGCGACGAGUUUCAACCGAGUCAAAGAAGGCGGGCAUCUAAAAAUCUCCAUGAAAGGUCGCGGUCCUGAGGUACUCCGUAUGGCCAGCCCGACUAGAGUCGUGGUGAUGUCAGACAGCCCGCAGUAA